AUGGCUACGUCUAUACUUGGGGAAGAACCACGGUUUGGAACUACACCUCUAGCGAUGCUGGCUGCAACUUGUAACAAAAUUGGCAACACCAGUCCUCUUACAACUUUACCUGACUCCAGCGCUUUCUCGAAAGGUGGAUUUCACCCGUGGAAAAGAUCCUCCUCCAGCUGCAACUUAGGAUCCAGUCUGCCCGGUUUCACGGUAGCGACGAGCCGCGCUUCGACAGGACUAACACAGACCAGUGGCACGAGCAACAGCGCCUUUUGCUUAGCCUCCACCUCCCCGACCUCGUCUGCGUUUUCCACAGAGUACAGCGGUCUGUUUUCCAACUCCGCCAGCGUCACGACCCAGGAAUCUGGACAGUCAGCUUUUAUCUCCAAAGUCCACACAUCAGCAGAGACUCUGUACCCGCGCGUGGGGAUGGCGCACCCCUACGAGUCGUGGUACAAGUCGGGGUUCCACUCAACCAUCUCCGGUGACGUUACCAAUGGUGCGUCCUCGUGGUGGGACGUUCACACAAAUCCCGGGUCGUGGCUCGAUGUCCAGAACCCCGCGAGCACCCUUCAGACCUCUCUGCACUCCGGCACCCCGCAGGCUAUCCACUCCCAGCUCAGUGGCUACAACCCGGACUUCUCCUCGCUGACCCACUCGGCGUUUAGCUCCACUGGAAUCAGCCCCUCUGCGUCUCACCUACUGUCCACCAGCCAGCACCUGUUAACGCAGGACGGUUUCAAAACAGUCAUCCCCUCUUACACAGACGCUUCUGCCGCCAACGCCAUGAUUUCAGGGGGUAGUUCAGGAAUAAGUAGCUCCUCGAGGUCGUCCAGGAGGUACUCUGGCAGAGCAACAUGCGACUGCCCGAACUGCCAGGAGGCUGAGCGGCUGGGACCCGCCGGGGCCAGCCUGCGGAGAAAGGGACUCCACAGUUGCCACAUUCCCGGCUGCGGUAAAGUGUACGGAAAGACGUCUCACCUCAAAGCGCAUUUGAGAUGGCACACCGGCGAGCGGCCUUUUGUCUGCAACUGGCUUUUCUGUGGCAAAAGGUUCACUCGGUCUGACGAGCUCCAGAGACAUCUGCGCACCCACACCGGCGAGAAAAGGUUUGCUUGCCCGGUUUGUAACAAGCGCUUUAUGCGGAGUGACCAUUUGAGCAAGCACAUCAAAACUCACACGGCAGGUGGAGGAGGCAAAAAGGGGAGCGACAGUGACACCGACACCAGUAACCUGGAGACCCCGAGGUCCGAGUCCCCAGAACUUAUUUUGGAAGGGGUGAACCCCAGAAUUACUGUUAAGGAUCCGUCUCCUCACGACGAACCCUGA
Pelmatolapia mariae (spotted tilapia) is the source of this 1320-nucleotide messenger RNA. RefSeq names its product sp9 transcription factor (gene sp9). The transcript has 2 exons. Gene Ontology annotation, molecular function: DNA-binding transcription factor activity, RNA polymerase II-specific; RNA polymerase II cis-regulatory region sequence-specific DNA binding. Gene Ontology annotation, biological process: regulation of transcription by RNA polymerase II. The record is from RefSeq and is a predicted model, not a curated record. NCBI's taxonomy places the organism in Eukaryota, Metazoa, Chordata, Actinopteri, Cichliformes, Cichlidae. Bases 1 to 1320 code for a protein of 439 amino acids.